Gaeumannomyces tritici R3-111a-1 is the source of this 1695-nucleotide messenger RNA. RefSeq lists its product as hypothetical. The record is from RefSeq and is a predicted model, not a curated record. NCBI's taxonomy places the organism in Eukaryota, Fungi, Ascomycota, Sordariomycetes, Magnaporthales, Magnaporthaceae. The coding region runs from base 1 to 1695 and encodes 564 amino acids. The transcript is spliced from 3 exons.
AUGGCGGAUCAUGACCCUGCGAGCCAGGCGCCAGCUUGCAAAAUAGAGCCUCGCUCCAGCCCAGAGCCUGGCCGAACAAUCUCUCGUCCAGAAGGUAGUAGUCCGGGUCGUCCAAACCGCACGCAUCCGUCGAAGCAGCCUGCAACCUCGGCAAGGCAGAAGCCUCCCAAGCCUCCCCCCCGUCGACGUCCUCGCUUGGCUGUCAACAAACGCAAGGAGACGGCAAAGCAGGCAAAGUUGCAGGAGCUCCUACUUGCGAGGGUCGCCAAUAUGAAGUUCAGCCCCGAGCCAUCCCCCAGCAAACCCGGCUCGGAGAGCAUUGCGACUCAUAUGGGAGGCUCACAAGCCGUCCAGAAGCCCGAGCCGGCCAGCGAUACCGCUGCGCGCCCUCAGCUGCCCAGACGGUUCCCCGUCAACGGCACUGUCUCUUCGUCUCUGAUCCCUGACCAGCGCCAUCCAAUUAUGAGCGUUGCCGAUCCCAACUACGGCCGCCUGUCACCUCCACGCUUCGACGUCGCGCAAGGCUUUCAUGUCAGCAGACAGAAUCUCGCAAACGCCCCCGCGAACGGUGUCGCCCUAUCCCAGAGCCAUGACAUGACCAAGGUCAACCAUGGCCUCCCGGCUGUUCCGAGGCCUACACAGACUCACUACCUUCCGCCCGUACCUCGGGCUAGGGUUGGCGUUAUAGGCCCGGGAGCUCAGAGAGGGGUUAGUGUUGGAAGCCCCACGCCUCACACAGGCAUCCAGCCCAUCGCGGCGGUCGAACCCAUUGACUCCAAUCGGGAGGCGCCCGUGAAGGCCGAGAAGAGUGGGAUGGCCAAUUCUGAAGAGCCAUCGGAUCAGGCCGAGAGGCCCGAGGAGCCAGAGCUUCACUCAAUUCCCACGAUGCUGUCGCGCGAGUGUCAGAUGCGUAGGUUCAACCCCAAAUUCACUGAGCGGAAAAAUGCCCGGGGCUUCUGGUGUGAUCUCCAUCUCCCCGGCGGUAAGAUGGUCAGCAAUGAUGAGGCCAGUCUCUCCUCAGCUGCGGCCAAGAUAGAGUGCGCAAGGAAGGCCAUUCCCGUGGUGCGGGAGUUGCCUAUGUGGUACAUGGACAGCUUACCACGGGCAUUUCGCGGAGGCAAGUCUCCGCGAAAUAAGACGGUGUCAGCGCGGGAAAUUCCCACAAUGUCAAACGCCCUCGUCUUGCGGAACGGGACCAAUGGCAAUCAGAUGGUCGUGGCGGACACGCCCUCAAGGGGCUAUGGUGACCCUUCUUGGCCUGUCCGGCUUGACGCAAGGGAAAGCAAGAUUCGCAAGAUGGAGGAGACCAUGGGGUUUCUUAUCCCACCUGUCUAUCGAGAGAGCGAAGUCGCUGCUCAGGCGUUCCUGGCGGGGUUCACAGUGGCCAGGCAGGACGCUGAGUCUGGCCCCAGCCCCGCGGGAUCCGGCCGUCGAUCCCGAUCUCGCCGUGAGCGCUCCCCGAUCCGAGCCGCACUGGAUAGCCCUGAGGCUUCCCGGCCUCAGACCAGAGCGGCCGGCCGCUCCGACCGCCGCGCCCGAUCCAAGUCUCCGAGCCUAGACGUCGGGAGCAGCAGUGCUAAAACCCCAACGCCGUCGCGUCGCGGGAGAGGCGACUACUACUGCCCACUCGGCCCCCGCCGGCCCUCGGAUAAUUAUCCAGCAGGCAACGGAACUACUGACCACUACCGCCCUUGA